AUGGAUGCUCUCUCCAGCGAGUGGCGAUCAGGAGUGCGAUAUGCCAAAGGGGACAGAGUAGCAUUCAAAAUCGGGGAUACAAUCGGUGCAGCAGCGUUUGAAUGCAUCAGGCAACAUAUCAGCAACUAUGGCAAUCAGCCUGUCGCAAUGGGAAACGAAUUCUGGGAACACUAUCCAAGAGGAUUUCCAAGAGCCGCCCCAGCCCCCACCACCAUCAACCAGCGCACUGUUACGGGUGCCACUUAA
Messenger RNA from Coprinopsis cinerea okayama7#130, 246 nucleotides. RefSeq lists its product as hypothetical. Lineage: Eukaryota; Fungi; Basidiomycota; Agaricomycetes; Agaricales; Psathyrellaceae. The transcript is spliced from 3 exons. The coding region runs from base 1 to 246 and encodes 81 amino acids. The record is from RefSeq and is a predicted model, not a curated record.